AUGGAGGCGACACGAAAAUUCCAGAAUUCAGUUAUUCUUAACAUAACAUCCGAAACCAAUGCUCACGGCCUAGUGAUGAGAACGAAGGAGCACAAGGAAAAAAGCGAUCUUUGCCAGACUACUGCGAUCACACUACUUCCAACUCCUUUUCCGCGAAAGCUAUUUGAACAAGCUGUCAAAGUUCAGAAUGUGAGUUGA
Molecule: messenger RNA, 198 nt
Organism: Strongylus vulgaris
Lineage: Eukaryota; Metazoa; Nematoda; Chromadorea; Rhabditida; Strongylidae
Source: the annotation of a GenBank genome assembly